Messenger RNA from Coturnix japonica (Japanese quail), 917 nucleotides. RefSeq names its product interferon kappa-like. Gene Ontology annotation, biological process: defense response. The record is from RefSeq and is a predicted model, not a curated record. Lineage: Eukaryota; Metazoa; Chordata; Aves; Galliformes; Phasianidae. Gene Ontology annotation, cellular component: extracellular region. Gene Ontology annotation, molecular function: cytokine receptor binding.
AGGACCUUCAAAGCAAUCCAGCCCAUCACUUGGGAUUUAUACAGGAAAGGAGAAGCACAGCUGCUUAUCUUUAUCAUGUACACUUUUGGCUUGAUACAAAUUGGCCUCAUUCUGUUGUGCACCAUCACCACCUCAAGUCUUACCUGUAAUCACCUUCCUUUGCAGCAAAGAAAAGUGAUUGAGAGCAGCCUGCAACUUUUGGACAAAAUGGGCAAAAGGUUUCCUCAGCAGUGUCUAAGAGAGAAAAUGUCCUUCAGAUUUCCUGAGCAGGUUCUAAAACCCAGACAGAAAGAAACUGUUAAAGUAGCCAUUGAAGAAAUCUUGCAACACAUCUUCUAUAUAUUUAGCCAAAAUCUGACUCUAGCUGCGUGGGAUGGGGCAGCUCUAGAACAAUUCCAAAAUGGACUCUAUCAGCAAAUUGAGCAAUUGGAGGCAUGCAUAAUCAAGAAACAAACUCACUAUUUUUGGAGUAAAGAAGUCAACAGGCUGAAACUGAAAAAGUAUUUCCAAAAGAUAGACUCUUUUCUUAAAGAGAAACAACACAACCUGUGCUCCUGGGAGAUCAGCCGUGCAGAAAUGAGGAGAUGUCUUCAAUUGAUUGAUAAAGUCACGAGGAAGCUUUACAACUAAGGGUAGCCAUACCCUCCUCUCUGCCAGUUGCGGAUGCAAGCUAAAGGAAAUGAUGACAGCUAUAGGUAUCAGGUCUGAAGCGAAAUACCAGAAGGAAAACCUGCUAACAACGCUACCAUGAUCCAACACAAACAGUAAGGCAAAAGGCUGAGAUCCCACCAAAAGAAAACUACAGCUGAAGGAGACUUUUUUUGUGUGUGCUUUGUAACUAACAACACUUGGAAUAGUUCCACGGCCAGACUGUUGGAAAUCUGAUUUCCUGCUUGUUUGUUUUUUGCACUUCUGCA